Molecule: messenger RNA, 2737 nt
Organism: Chlamydomonas reinhardtii
Lineage: Eukaryota; Viridiplantae; Chlorophyta; Chlorophyceae; Chlamydomonadales; Chlamydomonadaceae
Exons: 10
Coding region: 97-1917 (606 amino acids)
Cellular component (GO): cytoplasm
Molecular function (GO): protein binding
Source: RefSeq, a predicted model, not a curated record
GGCCAGCAAGCGCAGUACACUGGUCGGCUUCAUAAACAAUAAACCUGUUCAAUGAUACUGACCCGAUUUCCUUUGAGCUAGGGGCAUUUCGCCAGAAUGGCCAGCGCCGGUGCCACCGCCCCGACAAACGUUCAGAACUCACAAAAGACGCCUGUCACCAUCAUCACUGGCUUUCUAGGGGCUGGCAAGACUACCCUUCUAAAUUACAUUCUCAAGGAGAAGGGAAGCCGGAGCAUUGCUGUGAUUGAGAAUGAAUUCGGCGAGGUGAACAUCGACCGCGAGCUGGUGGCCGCCAACCUGCUAGCAAAGGAGGACCUCGUUUCGCUGGAGAAUGGCUGCGUGUGCUGCUCGUUGCGGAAGGAUAUCGUCAAGGCGUUCGCCGAGAUUGAGCGCAGGAGCAGGCAGGCGGGAGGCAAAAAGGUUGAUGCGAUCGUGCUGGAGACUACCGGCCUCGCGGACCCAGCGCCUGUGGCGUUCACCUUCUUCGCCAACCCGUGGAUUGCCUCGCGUUUCCGGCUCGACAGUAUCAUUUGCGUCGUGGACGCGCGCUACUUGAUGCAGCAUUUGGAGGACGGCAAGCACUCGGAUGGCACCGUGAACGAGGCGGUGCAGCAAAUAGCCUUCGCGGACCUCAUCCUGCUUAAUAAAAUUGACUUGGUGAACUCUGAGGAGCAGAAAAAGCAGGUGCUGGGCGCCAUUCGCGCUGUUAACAACUCAGCGCGCAUCGUGGAAUGCCAGCUCAACCAGGAGACGGGGCGCCCACACAUGGACAUGCUCCUCUUCAACAACCUGUUUUCCGUGAACCGCGUGCUGGAGCAAAUCGACCCGCAGUUUUUGGAUUCCGACUCGGACGACGACGCGGAGGAUGAGGAGGAGGCGCCGUCGCCGCAGUCAGGCACGCAGGCGCAGCAGGACCAGGCGUCACGUGCAGCCAAGGGGCAAGCGGCGGAGCCGGGCGCAGCGGCGGGCGCGGACGCAGGGGCAGGGCCUGGGUCAAAAGCAACGGCGGAGGCCAGCGCCGGCUCCAAAGCCGGCGCAGGCUGCUGCGGGUCAGGCGAGGGGAAGGGGAAGGCGGCCGUGGAGGACGAGGCGGCAGCUCGAACGGCAGGCGAGGCUGGGCCCAGCGGCAGCAGCGCAGCUGACGCGAAAGCGAAGCUGCUGCAGAAGUACGCGGAUAAGGGGUCAGUGGCGGGGCACAAGCACACGCGGGAUGACAACUGCGAGGACAACUGCGAGGAGUGCCACAUCGUGGACGGCAUGCCUAUCAAGGGCGAGCGCAACCCGAAGCGGCGAGCCAAGCGGCUGCACGACCUGUCGGACGUGAGCAGCGUGGGCAUCAUGGCGCGCGGGCCGCUGGACGAGUACCGGUUCAACAUGUACAUGCGGGACUUGCUCGCUGAGAAGGCGAAGGACAUCUUCCGCUGCAAGGGCGUUCUGUCCGUGCACGGCUACGGCAGCACGAAAUUCGUGUUCCAGGGCGUGCAUGAGACCAUCUGCUACGGCCCGGCAGAACAGCCCUGGAAGCCGGAGGAGCAGCGUGUGAACCAGGUGGUCUUCAUCGGGCGCGGCCUCAACCGCAAGGCGCUCAUCGAGGGCUUCCGCACGUGCGUGUGGGUGCCGCUUCCGGACGGCUGGGACGAGUUCCGUGACACAACCACCAAACAGCCGUUCUACGUGAACCGCAACACGGGCGAGAAGUCAUGGACGCGGCCGGAGAUCGCCUGCGCGCGGGUCGUGGCAACGCAGGGCAAGACGCAGCAGCCCUCGCAGCUACUGCCCCGCCGCACGGCGUCCACCGUGGGCCAACUGGCGUUGCAGCAGGCGGCGGCGGCGGCGGCCUCGGGCGCGGUGGCACCAGCGACGGCGUCGGCCAAAGCAGGGGGCGCAGCCUCAGCAGCAACGGAGGUAGCGUCCUAGUCCAUCGACUGGAGCCGGUAUCGCGACACCCUCACUGAUCCGCUUGGCGACUACAAAGGGGGGCUCGAGGCGCGACGUUAGGAAAGGCGUGAUUGUGUGGGUGUUAACAUUGUUCAUGUCUGCAGCAUUGGCAAGUGUUGACUGUCGGAACACUUAGUUCUUGCGUACAACGCCAGUUGACGCAAUUGGUUGAAGCUUGGUGCGGCUGCUUGUUCAGCGCCAGUUGGGUGGGUAUUGGUGACGCCAGGUUAAGUGUGUGCGUGUGUGUGUGUGUGUGUGUGUGUGUGUGUGUGUGUGUGUGUGUGUGUGUGUGUGUGUGUAUGUGUGUCGGCGCUGUGCACGAGUAUCAGGAAACUGCAGGGACAUAAAUCAACUGACAGUUGGAUGCCGGAUUCAGGAUGCAUCGUGGCAUCACGUAAAUGAGUAGACCCUGGACUCUCCUAAUUAACAUAAUCUUGGUGGUUUUGCUCGAGGCGCAUACUUCGCUUCUUCACCCCAAAGUCCAGUUGAAGUGGCACGCUGGGCUAAUACCACAGCAUCCAGACGCCUCUCCACAUCAAUAUUGCAUGGUGGUGUAUGGUGGCCGGUUGGUGCACUGUCUGUGUAGGUGCACUGUGGGGUUUGUUACUCUUGACGUAAAACUGCUGGAUGAGAAGACCUGGACUCUGGAGACAAAGUACUGUGUGCGGGUGGGCUGUCGUGGCACAGCAGGGGGACUGAGUUGCUGAGCCUGGAUCAAAGGACCCGGUGCACGCAAACUAACAGACGGGCAUGAGGGACACGAACUGUGGGGGGAUGCAAACUGUAACAAGUUGCUUUU